Rosa rugosa (rugosa rose) is the source of this 6036-nucleotide messenger RNA. RefSeq names its product putative disease resistance protein RGA3. The transcript is spliced from 9 exons. Gene Ontology annotation, molecular function: ADP binding. The record is from RefSeq and is a predicted model, not a curated record. The coding region runs from base 197 to 4066 and encodes 1289 amino acids. Gene Ontology annotation, biological process: defense response to other organism. Lineage: Eukaryota; Viridiplantae; Streptophyta; Magnoliopsida; Rosales; Rosaceae.
GUAUUAUUUGCCUCUACCUAACGCGUUGGUGUCGGCCAUGUGACAUUCACAAUUAGCCUAGUUUAACUCUAUCCCAUUCCCAUAUUGCUCCACCUCUGCCUAGCUAUAAAUUCACAAUAAAACUUCAGGAGAGAUACACCUCAAAUCUACAUCUCGUUUCUAAAACACUCUUUUCGUUGCCUUGAGCUCUGAAGAUAUGGCAGAAUCUCUGCUCACUUUUGCUGCCGAGGGAGUACUGACCAAGGUGACUUCGCUUGCUGCUCAAGAAUUCAGUCUUGUAUUGGGUUUCAAAGAAGAUCUGGCACAGCUGCGGGACUCAUUCCUCAAGAUUCAAGCUAUGCUAAGAGAUGUCGACCAUUCCCAAGUUCGAGGGGAGGCUGUGGAAAUGUGGGUGAAGGAUCUUGAAGACAUAGCUAACGAAGCCGAUGAUGUCUUAGAUGAAAUUGGGUAUGAAGUUCUCCGACGCAAAGUAGAACUCCGAGACCAGAUGAAGAAAAAGGUGAAAAAUUUCUUGUCCCACUCCAAUCCCAUUGCCUUUCGCUUACAAAUGGCACAUAAAAUCAAGAAAAUCAACACAUCUUUGAUGAAAUUAUUCAAUGAGGCAGCUGGCCCUGUUGGGUUAGUUGCUAGGACAUUAGCAGAUGCAACCUCUCAAGAUAUUGAAGUACUUGAUAGGGAGACCGUCUCCAGCUUUGAUAGCGAUGAGAAGCUCAUAAUUGGAAGAGAGGAGGUCGCGUCAGAGAUGGUCAAAACCUUACUCAAGUCACACUAUAAUGAAGAAAAUUAUCUUCCAGUUUUGGCUAUCGUUGGAAUGCCAGGUCUAGGCAAGACAACUUUAGCUAAAUCAAUAUAUAAUGAAUCUAAGAUUGAUAGCCACUUCCAUGAAAAAAUAUGGUUGUGUGUAUCCACCCCCUUUGAUGUCAAGACGAUCUUAAGGGGGAUCUUGGAAACUCUGAGACCAGAGAAAGCAGCAGUACAAAGUAAGGACGCGAUUUGUAAAUUCAUUCGAGAAGAGGUAAAAGGGAAAAGAUACCUUCUCAUACUGGAUGAUGUUUGGAACGAAGAUUCUGAAAAAUGGAAGGAGUUGAGGAGUUGUUUGUUAACAAUUAAUGAUACUCAAGGAAGCAGCAUCAUUGUCACUACCCGUAGUGACCGAGUUGCAAAAGUCAUGGAAACUCUUCCCAGAUGUGAUUUAAGAAAACUAUCAGAUGAUGAAUGCUGGCUCAUAAUGAAGGAUAAAGCCAUUCCUAUUGGGAGUCCUCCUAUGUCUAAAGAGCAGGAGACAAUUGGUAGAGAGAUCGCUAAAAGAUGUGGAGGUGUACCUCUAGUGUCAAAGGUUUUGGGAGAUGUGAUGCGCUCUAAAACAAGUGAUGAAUGGCGAUCAAUUUUAAAAAGUAAAACAUGGGAUUCACCAGAAGGAGAAAAGAGAAUUUUUUCAAUUUUGAAGUUGAGUUUUGAUGAAUUGAAAUCUCCAUCCUUGAAACAAUGUUUUGCUUAUUGCUCGAUGUUCUUCAAAGAUUUUGAUAUUGAAAAGGAUGACUUGAUCCAACUUUGGAUGGCUCAGGGAUGGCUUCACCCUUGUUCUGACAAAAGCCUAGAGAUGGAGGAGAGAGGUAAUGAAUAUUUUAAAAUCCUAUUGGCGAAGUCUUUUUUUCAAGAUGUUACAAAGGAUUAUGGUGGUAAUGUUACCAAAUGUAAGAUGCACGAUCUUGUGCAUGAUCUUGCAGAACAUGUAUCAAAAUCAAGGAACUUACGGUCACUUUUUUCAAAUGGUGAAGUCCUUGGGAGCAACUUACUUAGCUUCAAAUCUUUACGUGUGUUAAAUUUUUACAAAGCAGACAUUGUGGAGUUGCCAAUUUCAAUUGGGAAGUUGAAACACUUGAGGUAUUUGAAUGUUUUGAAAACAAGAAUCAAAACAUUUCCCAAAUCAAUUGGUCAGCUUUAUAACUUGCAAACAUUGAAAAUACCUUAUCAGCUUGAAGAAUUUCCAGGGGAAGUUGCAAAUUUGAUCAACUUGCGGCACAUUUAUUUUGGUAGAUAUAUGAAAGUUCCAGGUGGGAUAUUGAGACGGUUGACUAAUCUCCGGUCAUUACCUUUUCUCAAGGUGGGUAACAAGACAGGUCCUGGAAUUGAGGAAUUGGGUUGUUUAAACCAGUUGCAUGACACCUUGUCUAUAUAUGGACUGGAAAAUGUAGGAGAUGGAGAAGAAGCUUCGAAAGCAAACUUGGUCGAGAAGAAACAAAUAUGCAAGUUAAUCCUUGAUUGGAAGCUUAGUAGGCCAAGCCACAAUGUGGAGAAUGACGAUGAUGUACUAGAAGGCCUCCGACCACAUUCUAGUUUGGAAUUUUUGGAGAUUCAGAGAUUCAUGGGUGUUAAAUUUCCAUCAUGGUUAUUCCUAGCCAACCAUUUGAAAAAAAUUGAAUUAUCGGGCUGCAACAAAUGUGAAGGAGUCCCAGUACUCGGGCAUUUACCCAAUCUUAGUUGUGUUAAGAUUAUGAGAAUGGAGAACCUAACUCGUAUAGGAUCUGAGUUUUAUGGUGAUGACCAUGUUAACCGUGGAAAUGGAUCGAGUAAGGAGGCGCAGCCUUUGUUCCCUGCUUUGAAAACAUUGCAUAUUGAGUGGGCCCAGAACCUGAUCGAGUGGAUGGAAGCGCCAACAGAAGGAGCAACUACAGUGUUUCCAUGUCUCGAGGAGCUGACCUUGAUUGGCUGUAACAAACUGACAAGUGCUCCCAGUCAUUUUCCAUCUCUCAAGAAGUUGGUGAUAGACUGGAUGGAUAGCGGAGGCAUGCCAAUAGCAAGUAUUCUAAGCAAUAAACUCACCUCUCUCACUCAUCUCAGGUUAUUGGAAGUAGGGGGACUUACUUGUCUGCCGGAAGGGAUGUUAGAAAACAACAAGAAUCUUGCACAUUUAGAAAUAACUCAGUGUUCAGAGUUGACUUGUAUUUCUCCCCAAUCACAAGGAUUUGAGUACUGCUGCGCAUCUCUUUCAUAUUUGCGGAUAUGGAUUUGUCAGAAUCUCAGAUAUUUACCUGAUGGGCUACUCACUCCUUCUCUUAAAGAGAUGACGUUGUAUUAUUGUCCCAAUCUAGAGUACAUCCCAGAUGCUACACACGGUGGUCUCACAUCCCUUGAAGCAUUGUGUGUGACAAUGUGCUAUAAAAUAACUUCCAUUCCAUUUUCACAAGGCCUCCCAUCUCUUGGUAUGUUAAGGAUAAGCCAAUGUCCUGAAUUAUCAAGCCUACCGGGUGGACUAGAAUACUGUACCUCCAUUCGGAGUUUGUCAAUAACAAGCUGCCCUAAGGUACCAUCCAUUUCAAUCGAAAGUCUGAGUACAUCCCUCGAAGAGUUGUGUGUAAGUGAUCUAGACUCUCUUCCAAUUUCACGAGCAGGCUUCACAUCACUCCUUGAAUUGUCAAUCAUAUAUUGCGAAAGCGUCCAAAUUGGGCCAGAAUUUAGUGCCUGUCUUCAAACCCUCGUCUCUCUUCAAAAAUUGACGAUGAGGUUUUGCGAAAAUCUAGAGACUAUUCCAAGUUCAGACAAGCUCACAUCCCUCCGCAGCUUGGAGAUUAGAGGGUGUAAUAAAUUAACAUGUCUACCGAAUGGUUUAGCAGCAUCGUCACAGUCCUGCAGCCUCACCCGUUUGAAGGAAUUGACAAUUGGUGAUUUCUGCGAGGAGCUCGAUGAAUUCCCAGCUUUUCAGGCUAUACCACAACUUGAAUCAUUAACCAUCUGGGGGUGGCCUCAGCUCAAGUCUCUCCCUGAACAAAUUCAACACUUGCCUUCUUUAAGGCAUUUGGAAAUAACAUGGUUUCACGGAGUGGAGGCUAUUCCAGAGUGGUUGGGAAACCUUGCAUCUCUUGAGGACCUGACUAUUGAGUGUUUCCCGAGUCUAAAGUAUCUACCUUCUGUGGAAGCAAUGCAACGCCUCACCAAAUUGAAAGAGAUAGACAUCUCCCGCUGUCCCCUUCUAGAAGAAAGAUGCACGGAGGAGAGCGGCCCAGAGUGGCCAAAGAUUCGUCAUCUUCCAUUCAUCCGCUUUGGGGCUACAAGAAUCGAGAAUUGACCAACGCAGAGCACAAAUAAUUCCUAGCUAAUUGCUUAAAGUGCCCACAUUGAGGCAAAUAAGUAUGUUGUUUCUGCAGGAGCAUCUAAUUUGUUUUCGGCAAACAAUGUCUGGAGGUUUUCACUGAAUUGGAGGAAUACAUGUUGUGCCAUCAGAGUCCUGACUUGUUUGAUUUGCAGGCUUUCCGAAACACCUGAUGAGGAGUAGUUGAGUUGGCUAACUGGUAGGCCUUUCAUGCUAUCUCCCAAGGUUCCCUUUCAUCAAAAGAACCUUUCAGUUUGUUCCUCUGAAUUGUUCUCCAAACCAGUGGUGUAACAUUAUUUGGCCAACUCUGUUUUUCUUAGAGAAAUCAUUGUUACCGUGGAAGCUGUUGCAUAAAAAAUCUCUUAACAGAUUGCAGUGUACAGCAAGAUUUGGGGCACAAGGUUUUCGUCAUUAUUGUCUCUGUUGUACUAAAAGCAAUUUAUAGCAAUCAAAUCUGACAUCUUUGCCUAGCAACAGUGUGUGAUGUCUGGUGGAUGACAGAAACACACAAAUGGUGAAGCAGGUGCUCUGUUGUACUUGAGAAGUCAUGUAACUAUAAGCAGUCAUUUGGUGCAACCAAAGCACUCUCAGAGCCAAAAAAAAAUUCAUAGGUGAAUUUUGAAAGAGCUUUUACAGCUGUCUGUAAGUUAUAAGUUAUUUGAUUCUUAAGAUAUCUAUGUCACAAAGCUGCCAUCUUCAGUUUCUGAAGCUUAUGCAGAUCCCUGUCACUGGUCAUAUGAGGCAUCAAUUAGAUAAAAAUUUGUAUUUCUUUCUUUUCUUUCUCUUACAUUGAUUAGUUCAUUGACACACACAGAAGGAGGGUCUGCGGAGGAUUACAUGGAUUUACAUUAUUAAGCACUUUGCAAUCCUUUAACUUCAUGAAGUUCCGCACCAAGGCAAGGUUUCCUGUCAGCAAAAGAAGCUUUCAGUUUGUUCCUCCGAAUUGUCCUCCAAAGUGGUGGUGUAAGAUUAUUGGGGUUAACUCUGUUUUACUAAACCCUUUUAAAAUCAUUACUAGCUUGGAAGGUGCUGAAUUGAAAACUCUUAAUGGCUUUCACAAUACAGCAAGCCAAGGUUUUCUCCUUUUAUUGUCAGUAUUGCGGAUUUGGUUCCAAAGUAACUGUUAGCCAUCUGAUCUGAGAUGUUUGGAUGAUAAUCAUGAUAUGAGAUGGCUUUCAAAUUUUAGUCUCAGAUGGUGCUGGUCUCUUCAGUGCCAGCCAAGCUGAGAUGUUCCACUAGAGUUGGGAGUACGUACGGAUGCCAUUAUUGUUCGAAUUACUUGGCUAAAGUUUGGAAACAGGCUCAUUGUCCUCGUUGAUACUUCUGCCCACGCAGAACAACCAAUCAGGAGUGGACACGUAGACAACAUGCUCCACGUCAGCUCGGAGAACUUAUCAAGGAGCCUCUUUUUUUUUGUCUGAUAUCAAGGAGCCUCAGAUUCACUCAUGAUGAGACGUCUGCCCAUGCCUUGAGCUACUCACACAUUAAAGGAUCUUCAAUUCCAUGCCUUAUGGGACAAUGUUUCAUCAUUCUCCAUUCAGUUGCACUCUUUAUACAGCUAAACCAUCAUAUGGUGUAAUUAACCAUAUUUAUUCGACCCUAGUGAAACCACCAGCAAACAACCUUGAUGUAGCCCUAAACUCUGACUGAGUUUUGGGUGAACAAUCAUUGGGUCUGAUUGUCUUUUAUCAGUUUAUGUACAAUUUAUAUUUUUGGGACCUUUCUUCAACAUCAACGUAGUAAUUCUUCAUUGGCAUAAUGAACAUUGCACAUACUAUCUCACAUAUUCACAUACUGCCAAGCAUGAGCAACGACCCCUCUCUGUUUAAGAACGGUACAUAGUAAUUCUCAUGUUGUUGAAGGUGAAAGCAAUUGCAUCAAUUUCAUUGGACUGCACCAACUACAAGGACCUCAACCGUUAAACAACCUCUUAUCAGUUCUGGCCU